CAGUCCGGCCCGGUGCGUUGCCUAACGAACUCGCCACGCCACUCUCGCUCUUAUUUCAUACGUCUUAAGGAACAUUACCUAUUCAACAUGAGGGAAUGCAUCUCAGUCCACAUCGGGCAGGCGGGAGUCCAGAUCGGCAACGCGUGCUGGGAGCUGUACUGCCUGGAGCACGGCAUCCAGCCUGAUGGCCAGAUGCCGUCGGACAAGACCCUGGGCGGCGGAGACGACUCCUUCAACACUUUCUUCAGCGAGACCGGCGCGGGCAAGCACGUGCCCAGAGCUGUCUUCGUGGACUUGGAACCGACUGUCGUAGACGAGGUCCGCACCGGCACGUACCGGCAGUUGUUUCAUCCGGAACAGCUUAUCACUGGCAAGGAGGACGCCGCCAACAACUACGCCCGAGGCCAUUACACCAUCGGCAAGGAGAUAGUCGACGUCGUGCUAGACAGGAUCAGGAAACUCGCUGACCAGUGCACUGGCCUGCAGGGCUUCCUAGUGUUCCACUCCUUCGGUGGCGGCACUGGAUCCGGCUUCACUUCUCUGUUGAUGGAGAGGCUGUCCGUCGACUACGGCAAGAAGUCCAAACUGGAGUUCUCUAUUUACCCAGCACCCCAGGUGUCAACAGCUGUAGUGGAACCUUACAACUCGAUCCUGACUACCCACACCACACUCGAGCACUCUGACUGCGCGUUCAUGGUGGACAACGAGGCCAUAUACGACAUCUGCAGACGGAACCUCGACAUCGAGAGACCCACUUACACCAACCUCAACAGGCUUAUUGGACAGAUCGUGUCCUCAAUCACCGCGUCGCUCCGCUUCGACGGCGCCCUCAACGUGGACCUGACGGAGUUCCAGACCAACUUGGUGCCUUACCCCCGCAUCCACUUCCCGCUCGCCACAUACGCGCCCGUCAUCUCCGCGGAGAAGGCCUACCAUGAGCAGCUGACGGUCGCUGAGAUCACCAACGCUUGCUUCGAGCCCGCUAACCAGCUGGUCAAAUGCGAUCCCCGACACGGCAAAUACAUGGCUUGCUGCAUGUUAUACAGAGGUGACGUGGUACCUAAAGACGUGAACGCGGCCAUCGCUACCAUCAAGACCAAGAGAACCAUCCAGUUCGUAGACUGGUGUCCGACAGGCUUCAAGGUGGGCAUCAACUACCAGCCGCCGACGGUGGUCCCGGGCGGGGACCUGGCGAAGGUGCAGCGCGCCGUCUGCAUGCUGUCCAACACCACCGCCAUCGCUGAGGCCUGGGCCAGACUCGACCACAAAUUCGACUUGAUGUACGCCAAACGCGCCUUCGUCCACUGGUACGUCGGUGAAGGUAUGGAGGAGGGAGAAUUCUCCGAAGCGAGAGAAGAUCUCGCAGCACUAGAGAAGGACUACGAGGAAGUAGGAGUUGACUCCACUGAGGGAGAACUCGAUGAAGAAAAUGAAUACUAAAUCUCCACAUUAGAUUGGUCUAUCUAUCAAUGGCUAAUCUAUGCUCCAUUCGUGGAACUUCAAAAUAUUUUUAGGUCCAUGGCUCCACUAAUAUUAAGUUUUAUAUGAGUUUUGUAAACCAUAGACUAUGACUGACCAUUAAUAACAUUUCAAUAGUAAUAAUUUGGUCGUUUUAAAUAAUAUUGUCCUUUUCCUCUAUCAAUUAUCAUGUUGUGUCCUUACAUUUUCCUCUCAAUAGAGAUAUCAAUAAAUGACGGAGACAGCAUAUGUAAAGGACAAUAUUCUUUCAGUGACCGAAAUUUAGACGUAAGAAAACUGCUUGGACGUAUAGUAUGAAUGUAUUAACAGUACAAACUUACAUUUCACUGAGUUUGUAAUGUGUUUAUUUUGCUAUAAUGCAUUUAAAGUAGGCAUAAUAUGGCUACUUAAUAAUUUAUAUUAGAUGCUUAUUUAUUAAGAUAGUUGUGCUUGAUAGAGUAUGAAUUAAUAAUUUAUUUUAUAUGCACAAUAAAUUUUAUACACUUUA
Molecule: messenger RNA, 1966 nt
Organism: Aricia agestis (brown argus)
Lineage: Eukaryota; Metazoa; Arthropoda; Insecta; Lepidoptera; Lycaenidae
Gene: Tua2
Product: tubulin alpha-1A chain
Exons: 10
Coding region: 88-1440 (450 amino acids)
Biological process (GO): microtubule cytoskeleton organization; mitotic cell cycle
Cellular component (GO): microtubule; cytoplasm
Molecular function (GO): structural constituent of cytoskeleton; GTP binding
Source: RefSeq, a predicted model, not a curated record